Messenger RNA from Cynara cardunculus var. scolymus (artichoke), 2088 nucleotides. RefSeq names its product interferon-related developmental regulator 1-like. The coding region runs from base 404 to 1738 and encodes 444 amino acids. Lineage: Eukaryota; Viridiplantae; Streptophyta; Magnoliopsida; Asterales; Asteraceae. The record is from RefSeq and is a predicted model, not a curated record. The transcript is spliced from 13 exons.
UAGAGAGAAUUGAAUUUUGCAGUCCAACACGGCGGCAUCAACCCCCAAAUCCUAGCGGAAGCGGUAAUUGGGUUUGGUGUUUACGCUUUUCAAUUAUCCCUCUAAACCAAAGGCCAAGAUCCCUCCACAUCAUCCAUACAAAUACUCAGCCUUGCUCCUCUCUCUCUUCCCCCUACCGGGAAUUCAAGAAAUUCAUCAAUUUUUGAUAUCAUCGUCCCUUUUCUUUUUCCUGAAUUUUGAAAUCGUUUCAUGGAUUCAUCGUCUUUCGCUUUUUCAAGAACGAUUCCGUUUCUUUCUUGUAUUCUUGGUUCUUCUAUUGAUCGUCAGUUACAUUUUGUACGUUUUCUUAUUCAUCGUCGACCUUGUAUGUCCUUCUAACGAGUUCAAUUAGGAGCUGUCACCAAUGGGUAAACAACGUCGUAAUCAGCGUAAGAGUGCUGCAAUGCUGGAUAGUGACGACACUGAUAGUGUGAGUUCUUCGUCAACUAUCCGGUCGGAUCAAAUGCUGGGGACUUGUGUGGAGGAAGUGCAAAUUGAUAAAGAAAGUGUGCUAGAUCAAACUUUAGAUGCUUUAUAUGAGAAAAGGGGAUCAACAAGGGAGAAGGCUUUGGUGGCGAUCAUAGAGGCUUUUAAUAGCAGCUUGCCUCAUGAGUUUGUCGAAAAGAAAUUUGCAACAAUGCUGCAUCAGUAUCUGAAUUCUAUUAAGAAGGGUUCUGCAAAAGAAGUAGCCUUGGCAUCUCAUGCCGUAGGAUUACUAGCUUUAACUGCUGGUUCUGGUAAGAAGGCACAAGAAAUAUUAGAAGAAGCAGUUUCUCCCAUUUCAGAGGCUCUCAAAUCUCGUUCUGAUUCAUCAAAGAUAGCAUCGUUGCUAGAUUGCUUGGCUGUGAUCACUUUUGUUGGUGGAAAUGAACCAGAAGAAACCGAUAAGUGCAUGCAAAUAAUGUGGCAAGUGGUUCAUCCCAAACUGGGUCCGAAUGUUGUUGUCACUAAACCAUCACCGCCUAUAAUAACAGCUAUGGUGGUAUCUGCUUGGUCAUUUCUUCUCACAACAAUGGAUGGGUGGACACUUGAUCCUAAAAGUUGGCAAGGGUCGAUUUCUUAUUUUUCUACUCUUUUAGAUAAGGAUGACAGAUCUGUGCGUAUCGCAGCUGGCGAAGCACUUGCGCUGAUUUUUGAAAUAGGAAAUUUGGAGAAGUUUUAUAGCAUCUCUAAGGGUUCAAAUGACAGCUCCAUCAAUGAGGGGAACAAUUCUCAGGAUGUCACACAUAUACAAGGGCUCAGAGCAAAAAUCUUGAAUCAAGUUAGGAACCUUUCUGCUGAAGCAGGUGGGAAGGGUUCUGCCAAGAAGGAUCUUAAUAACCAGCGCAACACAUUCAGAGACAUUCUGGAAUUUCUCGAGGAUGGUUAUAGUCCAGAAACCUCUGUGAAGAUUGGUGGAGAGUCGCUUACCACCACCACGUGGUGCCAACUAAUACAGCUGAACUUUUUAAAGCGUUUUCUUCGAGGAGGAUUCAUCAAACACAUGCAGGAAAAUGAAUUCCUCCAUGAGGUGUUUGACUUUGCACCAAAGAAAAAGCUUCUCUCAGGUGCGGAUCGUGUGUCUGGAACUGAGAAGAGGAUGUACAAAUCUCCAAACUCGGCUCUCAAUAAAGCAAGGACUCGUUACCUGAACAAGCAGCGAAUGUUGGCACAGGAUAAGAACGCGGGACAUUAUGCGCUGGGGUUUGACGAGGAGUGAAAGGCUGCAAUGCUGCUUCAGAUCUGGAACCUUAUUAUGAAAGAUGGUUGAUAUAUAAAGCAAGGUCAGAGUUUUGAUAGUGGUAGAUUUGAAGAUCCAUUGAUGCAUUGAUCAUCGAUAUAAUAUCUAUGAAAACAUGAUAUUAUUUUGUGAUUAAAGUGUUGCUUAAAAACUAUGUUCAUUCAUUUACAUGCAAAUUGCAAGGUUUCACUUGUUGUAUUCAAAAUGAUGAGGGCAAAUAGAUGGUAGACACCAAUAAGGCAUAUUGAUAGGGUUGUAAAAUGGAGUGGAUGUAUUUAUUCUAUAUUUGCAUACGAAUAAAUAAUUGGAUAUCGGUAUCCGGAUUUGAC